This is a messenger RNA of Kalmanozyma brasiliensis GHG001, 411 nucleotides long. RefSeq lists its product as uncharacterized. Gene Ontology annotation, cellular component: ribosome; cytosolic large ribosomal subunit. Bases 1 to 411 code for a protein of 136 amino acids. Gene Ontology annotation, molecular function: structural constituent of ribosome. Lineage: Eukaryota; Fungi; Basidiomycota; Ustilaginomycetes; Ustilaginales. The record is from RefSeq and is a predicted model, not a curated record. Gene Ontology annotation, biological process: translation. The transcript has 3 exons.
AUGCCCAAGAUCUACAAGCCAGGAAAGGUCGCCGUCGUCCUUAGCGGCCGUCACGCCGGUAAGAAGGUUGUCGUCAUCAAGCAGUUCGAUGAUGGCUCCAAGGACAAGUCGUUCCCUUACAUUGUUGCCGCUGGUAUCGAGCGCUACCCACAGAAGGUGACCAAGCGCAUGGGGGCCAAGAAGAUCGCCAAGCGCUCCAAGGUCAAGCCUUUUGUCAAGGUGAUCUCGUACAACCACCUCAUGCCCACCCGAUACGCUCUCGAGCUUGAGGGUCUCAAGGGUGCCGUCACCCAGGACACCUUCAAGGAGCCUUCGCAACGCGAGGAUGCCAAGAAGCAGAUCAAGCAGAUCUUCGAGGAGAAGUACACCUCGGGCAAGAACAAGUGGUUCUUCACCCCCCUCCGUUUCUAA